Messenger RNA from Amphiprion ocellaris (clown anemonefish), 6876 nucleotides. RefSeq lists its product as uncharacterized. The coding region runs from base 1702 to 2433 and encodes 243 amino acids. The transcript is spliced from 3 exons. Lineage: Eukaryota; Metazoa; Chordata; Actinopteri; Pomacentridae. The record is from RefSeq and is a predicted model, not a curated record.
UCAACGGUGUUCACGGUCAGGUCUGUGGUAAUCCCAUCAAAAAACAAAACAGAAAAAAAUCUAGAUUAUAAAUCAACAUGUAACCAAAGCACUCUGUGUAUAACGCUAUAGUAUAGGAUGUAGUUCAGAAAAUGUCAAAGUAUAGUAUGCUUUACUCAAGAAUAACAUAGUAUGGCCUGUAGUUCAUAGUACAGCAUGUUGGCAAGAAAAAAAAAAGAAAACAGAUUAUUAUGUGAUUCAAAAAGCGCAAAAUGAUAGGAUGUUGCCUAAAAUUGUCAUGUAUAAUAUGUCUAAAAAAUGCCAUAGAAUAAUAAUUUCAUUGCACAAGUAAAAGUAUAGUAACUUUUAAAACCGUUUGAAUUCUUAUAUGUUGCUAAAAAAAACAAAAAAAGGUCAGUAAUAUGGCAAUUAAAAAAGCCUAUAGUAUAGUGUGUCGCCCAACAAACAUCAUAGUAUAGCAUGUCGCUCUAAAAACGUCACAGUAUAGCCUUUAGUCCACAGCUGUCAGUAGGUGAGGAGCAACACAAAAACAGUCCAAACGCUGGUUUCCAGAGGGUUAGACGAGAAUUUAUUUGAAAGAGUAAGUUUACAACAACACAUGUGAGGGGGUUAAAAACAAAUGGGUGUUAGUAAAAUAAAAAUAAAUAAACAGAACUAAAAGUGAACUUCAUGUUGACAUUGAUGGGCAUUCCAACCAGGAACAAAGUAAAAGAUAAUCAAUACGAAAAAAAAACUUCCUGUUCACCUCUUAAAACCCAAAAACACACCGCAGUAGCACCCUAAACUAAAACUACCAAUGGGUUCCCUGUUUUCCUUUGUGAACAAUUCAAAGGUCCCUCUCUAUCUCCCCACACAUCCACCAACCACUGGAACACAUCUCCAAAGUUCUGCUGGGCCAGCUCAGCUUCCCCUCAGAAGAAGUGCCACCACCUGCCAGAUGAAGGAGCCUUUUGAGAGGCAGCUGGCAUCGUGAUUGGACUGUACUUUGGUCUGUUCCAAUCCAGCUUCAGCUCCAGAGACGGCAGGCAGGACGAGUCAAUGGAGGCCGGGUGGAUGAAGACAUGCAGCUGAGUACAAUCCAGAAAACAACAGAGGAGGAGUGCAGGGCCAGAACAACCAGAGUAGCAUCGUAUGUCUCUUAGAAAACAUCAUAGUAUAGCCUUUGGUAUGAAAAAACACCAUCAUAUACGUCAUAUAUUGUACAAAUAACAAGUCAAAGGAAAGAGACAUACAUUGUAGAGUUGUAGUAAUUGUGGGCUGACUGAUAUACUGAUUAGCAGUAUUUUUUUUUUUUUAACUGAUUUACGGUAAUAAAUCAAUUUAAAAAUGGCGCUACUAUUAUAGCCGCGAUUCCACAAGCACCUACUCGGCGCGGUGCGGCUCGGCUCGUCUUUGUUUGCGAGCGUUUCCAUAUGGAUUAGUGCAUGGUAUCAAGCACAAUUUUCCGUACCUUCUCGGCUGAGGUUCCAAGCGAGAUGAAGUGAGCCUAGAUGUGACGUCUAUAUAGUGCAGGCCACUGGUUGGACAGGAGUGCAGGCCACUGAUAGGACGGGGAGUGACGACACACGAGAGCGACUCCAGCACGAAAACAAAACCGGCAUUUAAAAAAAAAAACUAAACAGCGACGGUGUGCAUUGCUCUUCACGGACCUCUCUGUUCUUCAUAAUUUUAAUAUGACAGCCAGACUUGUACCGUGGGUGAAUGAAGAGGUCGAGACUUUUCUGUCUUUGGUGGCGGACCAAAGAAUACAGAGGGAGCUGGACGGAGAAAGUUUAUCAGGAGGUCUCUGAGCGGAUGGCCACCCACGUAUACAGUAGACUGUAUAUAAAGAGGACAGAAGCAGUGUGGAGAGAAGCUGAAAAAGCUCAAAAAAUGACUAUUGGUCCACCAAGGACCACAGCGGCCGGCGUGGGUCAACCAGGAGGUGUUGGAAGAGGUUUAAUGGAAGCUAUUUACUGGCACCGCACUGGCGAGCAACAGGAGGGAGACUCAGCUGCUGCAUUAUUGGAGACGUUCGAGGACGAAUCCCUUUCGACGUGCGAAGCCUGCUCCACCUCCGUCAUGGAGCCCCCAGCUCCCCCGCCUCCUCUCCAGCACCAGCUUCAGCACCAGUACCAACUCGGACACCGACCCUGUCAACAUCAACCUCCAGCACGUCACAGCAACGUCUUAUCACUGGCAAGAGGAAAAGGUGCCACAGAAAAUUGGACUUUCCAAGCAUACUUGUGGAGAUGCAGGCUGAGGAGGAGCGGAACCGGCACCCAGCAUGAUGAGAACAUCUGGUCGCUCCUCAGCGAGGCAAGAGAGAAUGAAGCGGCCUUGCAGCGGGAGGAGAUGGUCCAGAAUGCUGCCUUCAACCAGUCAUUCCUGGGUGUACUGGGGCAGCUGGUGCAGGCAGUGGGCAGCCAGCGAGUCCACCUCCCAGAGACUUGAGAUUUAGUUGUAUAUAGUUUUACUUUUAGCCCUCUACUGUAGGACAGGCCCACCACAGUUUGUACUUUACACAUUGUAAAUAGUUUUGAUUUUGCUGCUGACUAAUAAACUAUUUUGUGACUUCUGUGAUUGCAUCAUAACUUUUCAUUUUGUCUGUUAAGACACUGGUAGGAAAAGAGUCAACAGUCUGAACCAAACAAUUCUGUAUUCCCUAAUAAUGCAUUUAUGUUUAAUGGGAUUUAACAUGUUUUAACACAAACGCCUUUAACGUUCAUAAUUCCGUUGACUGAAUUACACCAAAGCAAUACUGAUUUAUCAAACUGGAAUAUUCUUAAAACAGCUGUUUGAAUGUUUUGGUGUUUAAUUUGUCAUGUAAUCUUGCUAAUCUUCACAAAUAAAAUAAUAGCACAGACACAUCUGCAAAAGGUACAAAAGUUUAUUGUCAGAAUUGUAUUAAAGAAAACAAUAGCGGUCUGGGGACGGAAAAACAGAAGUAUAAUGAGAAGAAUAACUUAACUUCUGCAUGACACGUAGUGCAUCAAUACAUCCUGUACAUCUGUCCUCCUCCUCUACACCUUGUGCCACUGCAGGCUCAUGUGCUGCUGCUUCAGGUAAAUCCCAUGAAGCCUCAUCAGAGAGCAUCUGAAACACAUACACAGCAUGCAUAUUUUAAUAACUGAAACACAUACACAGCAUACAUAUUUUAAUACCUAAUAGCGAUAAACUGCAGCCAUUACAGGGUCGUUCACAGGACUGAUACACGAUAGCUAGCGAACUAGCAUUAGCUUACCCUCAUAUGUCGUCUCGUUCAUAUCCUCUUGUCUUCAGCUUGAUACUGCUGUAUCGCCUCCCAAACUCUCCUGAGUGUCUCCUGAGUGUUCCGACUCACCACUCUCAGCUUUCUCCGACUCUUCUAUUACUUUGAAUCUGACAGAAAGCCACAGACCGAGCAGCAGGUGAACCAUCGCCUCCGUUAUGUUGCAUUUGUGUCGCACACAAAUGACGUUAAGAGACUUUCGGCUCGCUGCGCUAUGACGACUCCACCCACGAUGAGGCUAUAUGGAAAAACAACUAAACCGAGACGAGCCGAGUCAAAUACAAUAGUGGCGAGCCGUACCGCGCCGAGUAGAUGCUUGUGGAAUCGCAGCUUUUGGCUCUGAACCUUUAUCUACCUGUGGUCGCUCUGUCUUCUGGAGUGAUUUGAUUGGUUAUACGUAACGAAUAAAACUCCUUUACCAUCUGUAAACAAAAACGUAUCAACAGUUUUCUGUUAGAGUUUGUGUUCUUCUAAGUUUAACUCAAGGUUUUAAAUACUUUCAUUUACUGAAAACCCACAAAACACCCCUCUAUACUUGACCACACUUAGUACAGUCCGGUUCCCCCUUCUAUAAAUCUGCUUGGAAUCUUCCACUUCCUGUUUGUCAAAGUGGCCUUCUACCUGGACAGGUUUUGUUGGAGCUCAUGCAACAAACAUUUUGGGUAACUGCACUUUAAUAUGGAUGGAUGACACUGAAUUAGAGUCUGUUUUAAUGAGACUGAGUUAAGAUGUGUAGCUCUGUCAUUAAAUAGUAAAUUAUUUCUCAGAAUUCACAGUGAAAAGUCUGAAAUGUUUGCUAGGUUAGCGUCCCACAUGUUCUUUGGCUCAGCUAAAGCUAACUCUCUCCAACUUCUGGAUCUCUUGAGUUGCUUGUUGUUAAAAUAUCUUGCUAGAGGUGCUGAAGCUCAGAAAGUCUGAGAUGUUUGUUCAAAAUAAGCUCAUUCUCAAGUCUUAUCUGAACUGUCCUGUUUUGUUUGAACUUUCCCUAAACUUAGGAGUUAAUGACGGAGCAGCACAUCCAGACUCAGUCUCAUUUAUGUAGAGAUUAAACUUCAGUGUCAUUCAUUGAUGUUAAAGUGCAGUUUUUCAAAUGUUUGUUGCACAUGCUCCCGACCAAACCAGUCCAGGUGGAAGAUGAUGUGAAGAGAAAGCUCCAGAGGAUGAAUAUCACACAUUUACAUUGGAAAUUCAUGUCCUUUAAUUAGACAUUGUCAUGCAAAUUUGGAUUUCCCUUUGUUGAGUGUUUUGUUGAUGUUGCUUUCUAAAUGUUUUUUGACACUCGGCCCCAAAGAUUAAAACCUUCUACGGCUCACAAGCUGCAACAAUUCACACAUUAUCAACUAUCUUUCUGACUAAACUAAGAUAAAAAGUGAAAAACUGCCUGAUUCCUGCAUCAUGAAUGUAAAUCUUUUUGGUUUUUAUGACAGUAAACUGAAUAUAUUUGGGCUUGACAUUUUAUAAACCAAAACAAGAAAUGAAUUACUGGAGAAAACGACAGAUUAAUGGACAAAGAAAAUGUGUUUUCCAACAAAUAUGGCUGAAUUACUCCAACAUUACAAGAUACAUACAAUUGUAAUUCAAUUUUAUUUCUAUAAUGCCAAUUACAGGUCAAAUUGUCUCAAGAUGCUUUAUUUUUAUACUUUGUUGUCAUAUUUAAAAUAUGACAAAGUAAGAAAUUUAAACCUCUUGACUAAUCCAAUUUAUUAUUUAGUUUUUAAGAGACUAAUUGAGAAUUCAAACUUUCUCCACUAAAACUAAUAAACAUAAGGUCAAAUAGAAGGAACAGUUUUAAAUACUGCAGUCCCACGACGACAAGAAUAAAGUUUCUCAACAAAAACUAAAUCUGCUGGUGGAUUCCAUUAAAGUCCUAAGAAAUGAUAAUAAAGUGUGAUACUAAAUGUUUGUGGUGCUAAAAAUGUCCAAGUAAAGAUAUGAAGUUGAACAUCUGGAUGGAGGUUGAUAAAAGUUGACCUCCCUUCAUUUCUCUGGAGCGACUCCAUGGAUUUUAUGGAUGGUGGUUAAAGACCUGCUCUUCUAGUGGUCUUCCUUCUAGUCGCUGUAAAAAGUCAGUCCAUCCUGGCCGACUUCAACACCUCUUCAUGACAACUUGUUCUGCCUCAGACCUCGUGGAAACUCAAGAAACUCGGGAAAACCUGUCGAGACUCGAAGAACUCCUCGAGACUCGAGGAACUCGUCGGGCGGGGGAAAGUGUGGUGGGCGGUGGGGGAGUAGAGGGGGGAGGCCGCCACCCACCUCCCCGCCUACUCUCCGCCCUGACUCCACCCAGACUCCGCCUUGGCUCCACCCAUGUGGUGACUUCAGUAACUACGAUGUCAAAGGGACGACGAAUUUAUUUCUUUUUAUCUGAUCUGUAGCUCAGUGAGUUAAGGAUUUGCCUAUGGAGCUGCAGGUCGCUGGUUCAAGACCAGACACUUCUUAAAUUUUCUCUAAAUUCUGACAAAGACAAAGAAAGUUAAAGGCCGGUGGCGGGUCUCGAACCAGCUACCUUCCAGUUGGUAGUCUGUCUUCUUUUCCCCUGAGCUAUUCGCUCAGAUACUAAUUCUUCUUUUUUUUGCGCAUUUGUCAUCUAUUUUUUGUCGUUUUCGAGUUUUUUUUUUUACUCGAGUCUCGACUCGACCGUUUUUCUCAGGAGGUUGGACUUCAGCCUUUGUGCUGGAGGGUGGAACCCUCAGUUCCAAGACUUUCCAAAGCCUCCAGACCUCCCGAGUCCUCAGGACCUGAGCUUUCACACAGUCUGAGGGCUGAAAUUUUCUAAGUCCCACAGUAGAUCUCUGUGAGAUUGAACUUUCAGACAGUCCAAGGACUGAUAUCUUCCAAGUUCCUGAGUAGUUCUCUGUUAGUUUGAACCUUCAGACAGUCUGAGGACUGAAAUCUUCUAAGUUCCUGAGUAGUUCUCUGUUAGUUUGAACCUUCAGACAGUGUGAGGACUGAAGUUUUCAAAGUUUCUCAGUACUUCUCUGUUAGUUUGAACUUUCUAGUUAACAGAAGCCUUAAAACUUGUGACCAUGAGUCUUGAUUUCACAUUUAGAUCAUCCAUCUGAGUUCUUCUCAGACCUUCACCUGUGGGUUUUUUAGAAAUCCUCAACAAACUUUGAUUCUCUUCACUGAACAGUAAAGUUUGUGGAGAUCAGAAGGUAACAUUAGUUUGAUCAAUGCCUUCAACUACUAGUAGACUUUAUCUGGAAAGCAGUUUUCUGAAACGAGUUCUUAGUAAAUCUGUCCACAAUUAAACCAAGAACAUAGAAAGAGGAAAUGUUUGAAGAAACAACUUGAUGUUUUCAUUUCAGACUAGAAAACGCUUUAAGGACUUUAUCUGCUUUUGUCUUUUGAUCAUUUUAUUGUUUCUUCUGUUUAAUUUGAUCUUCUAAAGUUUAACUGGUGCCUUUUCAAAGGUUUUAUCUUUAGUUUGAUUCUUCUUAAAUAUUUAGUUUUGCUCUUUUCUCACCUUUUAUUCUGUUCUAAUGUCUGAUCUGAUUUCGAAAUGUUUUGUCUUUUUAAUGUUUAAUUGUUGUUUUUUCUAAAUGUUUUAUCGGCUUGUUUAAAAAUUUCCUUUAUUUCCCAAUGUUUAAUUUUUCGAUUAAAUCUUUAAGGUUUUUCUUUUUAAA